Closterium sp. Naga37s-1 is the source of this 426-nucleotide messenger RNA. Lineage: Eukaryota; Viridiplantae; Streptophyta; Zygnematophyceae; Desmidiales; Closteriaceae. The record is from the annotation of a GenBank genome assembly.
AUGAACUUGAUAGCGAUGAACGACAAGGAUGAGAUCUAUGAGGAUCCUGAGUCUACUGAGGUUGAUGAGAGCGAGGACACGGAUGAUACGGGAGCGAGUGUGGAGGCAGCAGUGAAGCAGGAAGAAGAGAUAGUCACCAUGGAGGCAGCAGCGGUGAAUGAUGGAGAUGGAGAUGGUGUCAACACUUUUGCAGCAGCGGUCGUGGUUAAAGAUGAAGCAGUAAAUGCGAAGUGUGGGCGAGUGCUUAUGAAAGAGGAACACGUUGAGGGGUACAAGACCCGAGAGGUGUUGGGUGCUAAGAUUCCGAGGAGAAGCGAGAGGCUUAAGAAGAUGCCUCAUGGUUUGGAUAUCAAGGCGCUCAACUUCAAGACACGUAAGCAGAUGUUCAAGGUGCAGGAGCUGCAGGGGAGCGUGAAGCCGACUUAG